Messenger RNA from Tremella mesenterica DSM 1558, 252 nucleotides. RefSeq lists its product as uncharacterized. Gene Ontology annotation, molecular function: dynein intermediate chain binding. Gene Ontology annotation, biological process: microtubule-based movement. The record is from RefSeq and is a predicted model, not a curated record. Gene Ontology annotation, cellular component: cytoplasm; cytoplasmic dynein complex. The transcript has 3 exons. Bases 1 to 252 code for a protein of 83 amino acids. Lineage: Eukaryota; Fungi; Basidiomycota; Tremellomycetes; Tremellales; Tremellaceae.
AUGGUUUUGUUCCGACGUGGGGUUGAUGGAGGUGGGAUCGUACAGAGUACAGGGACGGUUUUCGAAGGUGAGAAUGGGCAGAGGUAUGCUAGGGAGUUAGAAGGUGUUGUGGAAGGUGUUACUAAGGCUGUUGGGGAGUGUGAUUCUGGGGACCAACUUCGCUUCAUGCGUAUACGGACUAAACGACAUGAACUCAUAAUAACCCCUGACGAGAAAUACGUGUUGGUGGUAUUACAAGAUCCGGGGCAGUGA